Caenorhabditis angaria is the source of this 2718-nucleotide messenger RNA. The record is from the annotation of a GenBank genome assembly. Lineage: Eukaryota; Metazoa; Nematoda; Chromadorea; Rhabditida; Rhabditidae.
AUGUCCGGCUGGCAAAAAAUCAAACAAAUCGAAAAUGAUGGAUUUUUGUGAGUGCGGGGAGGAAAAUUUGAAAAUUCAAAAAAAUUCAGAAAAUUCAAUAAAAAUUCAAUAAAAUUCAAUACAAAUUCAAAAAAGUUCAGAAAAUUCAAUAAAAAUUCAAAAAAAAUUCAGAAAAUUCAAAAAAAUUCAGAAAAUUCAGAAAAUUCAAAAAAAAUUCAGAAAAUUCAAAAAAAAAUUCAGAAAAUUCAAUAAAAAUUCAAAAAAAUUCAGAAAAUUCAAAAAAAAAUUCAGAAAAUUCAAAAAAAAUUCAGAAAAUUCAAAAAAAAAUCAGAAAAUUCAAAAAAAAAUUCAGAAAAUUCAAAAAAAAAUUCAAAAAAAUUCAAAAUUUUUCCACGUGGAUUUUUCCCGCCAAAAUUUGAAAAUUCAAAAUUUGCCACGUGGCAUUUUUUUGGCGCGAAUUUUGAAAAUUUGAGUUUCGCGGCAAAUUCGAAUUUUCAUCACCGAAAACACGUGGAUUUCUUUUUUUUUUGAAUUUUGAAAAAAAACGCGGAGCUUUUGGAGCGAAAUUUAAAAAUUCUUAUUUUUUCCACGUGGAUUUCAGAUUCGAAAAUUACAAAUUAAAGUUUUUCCACGUGGAUUUCGAGCGCGAUAUUUGAAUUUUUGAAUUUUUCCCGCCAAAAACACGUGGAUUUUCCUUUCCAGAUUCAAAAUCUCAUUUGCAAUCGUACUUCGAUCCAUCGCAUUUCAAUAUUCGCAUUUGUUCGCCGAACGAGUUGAGCUAAAUUCUCCAUUUUAUUCGUUCAAUCAUCUGAAUGAUGGAGUUGCUUUACUUGAAGACGGUUUUGAUCCAUAUUCUGGCAAUGAUUUUAAUUUGGUAAGUUUUCUUUACAAAAAUCAGAAAAUUUGAUGAUUUCAUCGUUCCCAGCACGAAAAAUAACCCUAGAACCAAGGAAUCCUCCACGUCAAAAAAAAAUUCAAAAAAAACAACGAUACUCCGCAAUGACGCGUUGUGUAGUUCUCGCGGACAAGUUUCAAAAUUUUUGUUGUUUUUUGUUUUUUCCAUGGUUCUAGGGUUAUUUUUUGUGGUUUUGAAGUUGGAAAUGGUUAAAAUUGAUGAAAAUUAGUUAGAAUAACUCAAAAAUCUAAAUUUUCAGCCCCCGAUUUCGCUCUACGCGUUAUAUUUUCUCCAAAAAUAUGUGCCAAAUCUUCUGCCAACUCUAUGGAUUCUAAUGGACAUCUCAACCGCCUUGAUUUUGUCCAAAAUCAGUGGCACCAAAACCCUCAUGCCAUUUUUAUUCUACGCCUUCAAUCCGAUCUCCAUCGCUUCUUGCUCGAUUCUAUCACUGACAAUCCCGCAAAAUCUACUGAUCGCCAUGAUUUUUUGGGCGUAUAGGCUUGAUUAUUCGAAGACGGUGGCGAUUUUAAUCGGAUUCUGGAGCUCUUUCACUCUAUAUCCACUGCUCCUGAUUUUCAGCUUGAUUUUUGUUGCGAAUCACAAAAUUUCUGCGGUUUUUCUGGCGAUUUUGGCGUUUUUUGCGGCGAAUUUGGUGAAUUUUGUGUUGAAUGAGUGGAGUUGGAGUUUUUUGGAUUCUACUUAUCAAGUUAUGUGAGUAUUGAGGAAAAAAUCUCAUCGGAACCACGCGCUCCACCGAUAUAAACACGCAACGCAGACCGCGUCGCGCCACAACACACAGGGAACGAUUCAAAUUCCCUCCCUUGUGGUUGUGGCGCGGCGCGGUCUGCGUUGCGUGUUUAUAUCGGUGGAGCGCGUGGAAAACCUAUUCUGUUUCGCAACAGGACCCAACUCAAAAAACAACAUGUUCCUUUAAUCUUUGGUAAACUGGUCUUGACUUAGCUCAACUCUGAGUUAUGACGUGGCAAAAUGUUGAGUAUUGUAGCUGGAAAACAUUUGAAGAAAACCCAAUCACAGUUUUCGCAACAAGACCCAGCUCAAAAAUCACAUGUUCCUUUGAGAUCGUCGUAAGACCAGUUUACGAAAGAUUAAAGGAACAUGUGAUUUUUGAGUUGGGUCUCGUUGCGAAAACUGUUUUGUUCUUCAAAAUUUUGCCACGUCAUAACUCACCAAAACCCGCCCAAAUGUUCCAGUCUAAACUUCACCAACAUCCAACCAAACGUCGGUCUCCAUUGGUAUUUCUUCGUUCAAGUCUUCGAACACUUUCGCACAUUCUACACAUCCGCCUUCACAAUUCUCUAUUUUUUCAUGGGAAUUCCGCUAACUCUGAUCAUCCGAAAUGACAAGGAGAUGCAUUUCAUAUCGAUUCUCCUUCUAAUCACCACAUUUUUCCCAUAUCCCACUUUGAAUUCAGCCACAAUUUGUUUGGCAUUGUUGCCGGUUUUGGAGAAAUACAGGAAUUGUGAGUUUUCAGCCCGAUAUUUCGAGUUAGCCUAACUUUUGCUGCAGAUUUCCGCUACACUUUACUCGUCCCCACAACUCUUAUAACAACAAUCGCUUUGAUGCCUGUCAUGUGGCAUAUGUGGAUUGUGAGCUCCAGCGGAAAUGCAAACUUUUUCUUCGGCGCAACUUUGACCUAUAAUGUUGCAUUGGUGAGUUACCCUAACUUAUAUGUAGAUUUUUCCAAAUAUUUUCAGAUUUAUCUAAUAAUGGAUUUGAUAUUCGUUUAUUCUCGCCGUCAAAUCGAUGUUCUACACGGUGAUUCGAUCAAAAAACAGGCGAAAUUUGGAUACUCGUUUUAUUGA